Messenger RNA from Arachis duranensis, 777 nucleotides. RefSeq lists its product as uncharacterized. NCBI's taxonomy places the organism in Eukaryota, Viridiplantae, Streptophyta, Magnoliopsida, Fabales, Fabaceae. The record is from RefSeq and is a predicted model, not a curated record. The transcript is spliced from 3 exons. Bases 1 to 777 code for a protein of 258 amino acids.
AUGGUUAGGGCUGAUGCAUCUGUCAGCAUCAAGGUGCUCCUAAAUGCCACCGCCACACACUUUGGGUUUAGGCCGACUUACAGGAGGUUGGACGAGUCUCGAGCUUAUUUUCACAGACUAUUCUGGACAUUUCCACCUUGUAUCGAGGCAUUCCGUCAUUGCAAGCCCCUAGUUAGUAUUGACGGCACCCAUCUGUAUGACAAGUAUGGGGGAACUUUGCUUGUCGCGAUUGCACAGGACGGGAACUCCAACAUACUCCCUGUUGCAUUCGCAUUAGUCGAGGGAGAGAAUGCUGAGUCGUGGUCCUUCUUUCUCUCUCACCUGCGUGAGCAUGUGACACCACAGCCGGGUCUGUUGGUUAUCUCGGACAGGUAUAACGGCAUCAAGGCCGUGCUUGAGGCUCCUGACGGAGGCUGGUUACCUUCGUCUGCAUACCGGGGCAAAGACGCAAGGAGGCUACUUGUGAAUGCGGCGUACGCUAAGACCGAGGUUGAGUUCCAUUACUGGUUUGAUAUUCUUAGGUCCGAAGACCCGGCAAUGUGUGACUGGGCGAACCGGAUUGAGUAUUCGUUGUGGACACAGCAUUGUGAUGAGGGGCGUAGAUUCAGACACAUGACGACGAAUAUAUCUGAGUGUGUGAACUCGAUCCUCAAGGGUGUCAGAAACCUUCCUGUGUGCUCGCUAAUGAAGGCAACAUACGGAAAGUUGGCGGAAUUAUUUGUUCGCAAAGGGAGAGAGGCUGAGGCGCAGAUGGGAACCAGACAACAAUUUAGUUAG